This is a messenger RNA of Notolabrus celidotus (New Zealand spotty), 2157 nucleotides long. RefSeq names its product coiled-coil domain containing 62 (gene ccdc62). Lineage: Eukaryota; Metazoa; Chordata; Actinopteri; Labriformes; Labridae. The coding region runs from base 420 to 1973 and encodes 517 amino acids. The record is from RefSeq and is a predicted model, not a curated record. The transcript is spliced from 14 exons.
UGAGGAAAUACAAGAUAAAGUUGGGCAACCUUGCUCGUUUAAAACUAAGUUAAUUGUCUCAUAUUAUAUUUAAAUCAUAUAUUUAUAAUUGUCUUUGGGAAAAGUCGUGAAAAUAUUUGGAAAACAGGAGCGACAUGUGCCUUUUAGUGUGACGUCAUUGUCCAAGCCUUGUCGUCGGGUUUCACUCAUUCAUAUUCAAAAAGUUAAAGUAUCGUAAAAGCUAGCUAACAUUAGCUGAAAAAAAGAGCUCGGACAGACUUUCUUUUAGGGAUGUUAAAGUAACGUUAGCCUUCAAACUUCAAACUUUAGCUAGCAUGCCUCUCAAAGGAUGCUAACAACAAACCCCAAACAACAACAAUGAAGCCUGAAAACAUGAAGGAAGAGGAUAUAUAUAAUCACAGAGGUGCUGUUAGGAUGUGAUGGACGAAAAGACAAGACUGUCCCCUUCACAUGGACGAGGUUGUGUGAAAGAGUCAGCCUGUUUCCCCUGGUCUAAUGAUGCAUCAGCUGAUUUCUGGCACAGCACGCCAGUUAAACAGAAUAAUGGUGGUGCUUCAAGGGAUGCUGGACGACCCUCUGAUUUAAGCAGCAUUAAGAUGGACCCCACAACAAAACAGUGGGGUAAAACUACACCUCCCACCCACGCAGACAUCCUCAGCCACCGCAGUUUACAGGAGGCAGAGUUUCCAGGGAGCGACCUGAGCAGCUCAACCAUCCAGAGGCAGAGGAGGGAGCUGCAGCUGCUGAUGGCUGAGCUGAAGGACCGGGACAGGGAGCUGAACACCAUGGCGGCCUCCCAUCGGAAGCAGCUUCACGCCUGGGAACAAGACCGCCAGAGGGUGCUGGCUUUGGAGCAAAGGUGUGCACGCCUGGACGACGAGUUGCAGAAGCGUAACGAGGUGAUCAGAGUUCUGACUAAACGAGUGUGGGUGGUGGAAACGGGCGAGGAGGAGGUCCAGAAGGAGCUCAGGGCGGCCCGACAGCAGCUGCUUGAGCUGGAACAGAAAGAGCAGCACGUCAGCCAGAGAUGUGAAGACUUUGAGGAGAAGAACCAGAGUCUGAACUCCUCCGUCAUGUCUCUGUCCUCUCAGCUCGGCUCUCUGCAGGUCAGAGAGGAAGAGCUGAGCUCUAUGCUCAAACUCAAGGACAAAGAUGUUUCCGAGGCGUCGGGUCAGAUCGUGGAGCUCACAGGGCGACUCAGAGACCUGGAGACGUCGCUGACAGAGAGUCGCUCACGUGAGAACAAAGUGCUGAGAGACUCAGAGGAGAACAAACGCCGCUACAGGGAGACUCGACAUGAGAACACACACCUUAAAGAGGAGCUGCAGCAGCAGGUGACACAGAGCAGCACUCAGAGGGAGGAGAUGAUCCGACUCAAACAGGAGCUCCAGCUGCUCCGCCGAGACCUGGCUCUGUCAGGAGAGGGAGACAGCUGGAGAGACGAGCUGCUGGAGCUCUCUCGCUCCAAACAGGAACGCACCAUGUCUGAGCUGCGCUGCCUCCGUCAGGUGUGUGAGAAUCAGAGGAAUGAUCUGCAGCUCCUCCAGUUGAACCUGGAGAGUGCCCGAGAAACCCUGAGGGAGAAGACCGGUCAGGCCGUACCUGCAAGUCAGGAGGAGUUCGGAUGCAGUUGUGUGGAGAACUCGCCAUCACUCAGAGGGAGGAGCUUCAGACUUUCACACGACGGAGCCAAUCAGCCCGCAGCAAACCAGCAGAGAACAGCCAACAUCGACCAGAGAGUCUUCUCAGCACGCUGGAUGGAUGGUGAUGAUCCUCUCUCCAGCCGCUCUCUGCAGCAGCUCUUAGAUGAAUCCAGGCAGGUCAUCCAGGCCAGUUCAGAGCGUACCACCACUGACCCCCUUUACUCCCCUCAUCACCAUCACCAUCAAACCUCCCCUACACACAAGGUCGGAGACACUCCACCCAAAUCCUGCCCUCGACACACUGCCGGCAGAGACAUGUGGAGGAGCUGACACAGACUUAAACAAAAUCUAUAUCAGUAUUUACAAAGUUUUAAAAUCUGUGUCAUUACAGAAAGUGUACCUCUGCUCUCUCUCUCUCAGGGAAACAUCAAGUGUUAAAAAUACAGACUGAUAUGAAUUUGUCAUUUUUGUAACCCUUAAAAUCUUUCUUAUAAAUCUGCCUCCAUGUUAUUUU